AUGUCCCCUAUGAAUCCUGCCGCUCCCGCUGCCGCUCCCGCUGCCGCUGCCGCUCCCGCUGCCGCUCCCGCUGCCGCUCCCGCUGCCGCUCCCGCUGCCGCUCCCGCUGCCGCUCCCGCUGCCGCUCCCGCUGCCGCUCCCGCUGCUGCCGCUCCCGCUGCCGCUCCCGCUUCCGCUCCCGCUGCCGCUCCCGCUGCCGCUCCCGUUGCCGCUCCCGCUGCCGCUCCCGCUGCCGCUCCCGCUGCCGCUCCCGCUGCCGCUGCCGCUCCCGCUGCCGCUCCCGCUGCCGCUCCCGCUGCCGCUCCCGCUGCCGCUCCCGCUGCCGCUCCCGCUGCCGCUCCCGCUGCCGCUGCCGCUGCCGCUCCCGCUGCCGCUCCCGCUGCCGCACCCGCUGCCGCUGCCGCUGCCGCUCCCGCUGCCGCUCCCGCUGCCGCUGCCGCUGCCGCUCCCCCGCUGCCGCUCCCGCUGCCGCUCCCGCUGCCGCUGCCGCUGCCGCUCCCGCUGCCGCUCCCGCUGCCGCUCCCGCUGCCGCUCCCGCUGCCCGCAAAAUUCGAGGCCGAGGCCUAA
This is a messenger RNA of Danaus chrysippus (African queen), 567 nucleotides long. NCBI's taxonomy places the organism in Eukaryota, Metazoa, Arthropoda, Insecta, Lepidoptera, Nymphalidae. The record is from the annotation of a GenBank genome assembly.